UGUAUAUAUUGGCCCUUGAUCAAAAUGUACUUCUCUCAAGCAAUUCAACUUAGACUUUACCAAGUUUUCAUAUAUUCAAUGCCAAUACUCUUCUCCAUAACUUUUUUUUCUUUUGCUUAGCAUAUUCUACACAAAGAGGAAACCAUCCAUGGCCUCAUAAUACCCUUUUGCAACAGAUAAAUUUUAAUUUAAGCUGCCUUCGAAUCAUCAAUCUCUGUCCAUGGAGUUUUGUGCUUUGAAAAACUGUGAGACUAAGCCAAAGUCUUUCGGCUUUAAAUAACUUCGAAUUAGUCAUGUAAUUACAGUGUUUCUUUAGCUGAGUUUGCAGUUAUUUGAAGUGUUGGCUUAUUUGCAGCAAAGAACAUGAUGAAAAAAAAAAAAGCUAAUGAAAAAUAAUCUUGAAUAGAUAUAAACGAACAUGCAUAGUCAAAUAGAUAUAUUCACAUUUAGGCCUCGUAAACGAACAUGAAUCAAUAUCACAAUUGAUUUACAACAGAAUACAAAAUUGCAAAUAUCUUUUACAAAUGCAAGUAGAAAAUAUAAAACUAUUUGGUUUAAUUGGAUUCGAAUACAACUUACAAGUCUACUUGUUACUCCAAAUGAGAGGAAGGAAUUUAUUAAAAGAAAAGGGGGAAAAAGGACAAAUUAGAAAACAAAAGAACAAACCAAAAAAAAAUCUGCUCCGUCUCUCACUCCAACCAUUAUUCCUUAACCAUAGAAUAUAAAGUUUCCAGAAAUUACCAACUGAUUUAGCAAUCAAGCUGUGAUGCAAGUUUCCGGUGUGUUGCCGGAUGUCUCGGCGAUUCUGACGUCGGCCGGCGGUUGCCGCUCGCAGGAACUGAAGCAUUUCGCCUCGUUCUUUGAUGGCAAGCACUUCCUCUCUCCAGGAUUACCUAAAAAUUGCUUAUUUCCGCCAAACCAUAAGUUAGAGGUUGGGUCAGAGAAGCUGAGAACAAGAAGUUUUAUGGUGAGAGCCUCUGGAAAUUAUAGCGGUGAUUUUAUUACAGUACCUCCUUUGAAGCUGGAGUCCUCAGUUGGUGAGCUUUUGGCUCAAAUUCAGCAAACCCAUCCACAUCUACUUUUGGCAUCUGCCGAACAGCAGCUCGAGAAUCUUCAAAGUCAGAGGGACGAUCAAAAGGAGGCAAAUGCAUUACCAGCCCAGGAUUUCCUCCUCUAUGAGAGAAUAGCCAAAGUGAAAGAGAAAGAACGCCGCAAAACGCUCGAGGACAUCAUGUAUUGCCUAAUCGUACAAAGAUUCCUCGACAACCGAAUAUCCAUGAUCCCCAAAAUAACCCUAACCACCGAACCUUCCAGAAGGAUUGACCUCUGGCCAAACCAAGAACAUCAGCUCGAAUCCGUGCACUCACCCGAGGCAUUCGAGAUGAUAACGAGCCACCUGGCACUCGUGCUUGGCGAGCAAGCCGUGGGCCCCCUCGACACAAUCGUCCACGUCAGCAAAAUCAAGCUCGGAAAACUGUACGCGGCCUCGAUCAUGUAUGGGUACUUCCUCAGGAGAGUCGACGAGAGGUACCAACUCGAACGAUCCAUGGGCACACUUCCCGAGGGCUUUGGCGAAGAAGAAGAAGAAGAACAGGCGUUUAGACUUGACGAGCCUUUGUCCGAAAAAAAGCAGUUGUGGGACCCGGAUUCUUUAAUACGGAUCUACCCGGAUGAUGAUGACGUGGCGGGGGUAAGGGAUGAAGGAGAAAAAAAAUCGUACAAGCUGAGAUCGUACGUGACGUAUUUGGAUGGGGAGACACUGCAAAGGUACGCGACUAUGAGGUCAGGGGAAGCAGUGUCUUUAAUCGAGAGGCAGACACAGGCGUUGUUCGGGAGGCCAGAUAUUAAGGUGAGUGAAUAUGGGUCUUUGGAUGCUUCUAAUGACGAGGCUGUUUCGUUAAGGGUUUUGGGGCUCACGAUGCUUGUGCUUGAGGCGGUUGCGUUCGGGUCGUUUUUGUGGGAUAUGGAGAGUUUUGUUGAGGCCAAGUAUCCGUUUGUUAACAGCUAAAGAGGUACUAUAUAUGUUGUUGAUUUUUCUUUUUAGUUGGUUUUUUUGUUGCUUUGUAGAGAAAGGGAGGUAUUUUCAGGUUUUGAAAGUACUGUGCUUUGUCGAAACGUGUGAUUUGUGUUACGUGAUAGGGGGAUUAAUUAGUAUAAUUGCGAAUCUGUUGAUCUUUUAUUAUUUCUCCUAUUCAAUUUGGUUACAAAUAUGUUUUACUUAUCUGUGUUAUUUCGUUUUACAACGCUACUGUACUGCCUUUAUGAAUGUUCUUG
Molecule: messenger RNA, 2274 nt
Organism: Striga asiatica
Lineage: Eukaryota; Viridiplantae; Streptophyta; Magnoliopsida; Lamiales; Orobanchaceae
Source: the annotation of a GenBank genome assembly